Apodemus sylvaticus (European woodmouse) is the source of this 670-nucleotide messenger RNA. Its product is annotated as HEAT repeat-containing protein 5B-like. Gene Ontology annotation, cellular component: membrane; Golgi apparatus; endocytic vesicle. The record is from RefSeq and is a predicted model, not a curated record. The coding region runs from base 62 to 670 and encodes 202 amino acids. Lineage: Eukaryota; Metazoa; Chordata; Mammalia; Rodentia; Muridae. Gene Ontology annotation, biological process: intracellular protein localization; retrograde transport, endosome to Golgi; endocytosis. The transcript has 7 exons.
GUGCGGAGCUGGGCAGGUCGGUCCUGACUAGACUAGGAGGUUGGAGUUAAGAACAUCAAUAAUGGAGCUAGCUCACAGUUUAUUGCUAAAUGAAGAAGCAUUGGCUCAGAUCACAAAGGCAAAGGGACCAGUGUUCAUCUUUGAAUGGUUAAGAUUUCUUGAUAAAGUCCUAGUUGCUGCCAACAAGUGCCUUCUGGAACUACAGAAUGAAGCUGUGUUCAUGUGGACUGUUGAACUAGAAAAUAUAGCUAUCCUCUGCUUUAAGGCUUUGGAAAACUCAAAUUAUGGGACCCAAAUUCAAUGUCCAGAACCUACAUCAGGCAGCUUACAACUUCCCGUAACUCCACCUUUGGGAAUCCAGUGCCCUCCACUGCUUUCUGUGGGAAAUGCAGCCACCAUUUCCACCAUCCGAUCCUCUUGCUUGGUGGAUUGUGCCAUCACCCAGGACCACUCUGAUUCUCUGCUUCAGGCAGCUGCCAUCUCUUGCCUUCAAGAGCUUCACAUGUUUGCCCCACGACACGUCAAUCUGUCCAGCCUUGUUCCAAGCCUUUGUGUGGGAGCUGCCCUAAGACCAGCCUUUUCACAAGAUACGCCAUCAGACAUAAUAGCAAAAGCUUGUCAGCUCAGGAUUCGACUUUGGAUCCUCAGCUACUAUAUUAUGUCCAAGUGA